CAACCACCACAGCGCGCGCAUAAUUAUUCCCUGUGACGGCGAGGUAAGGUAAACAAUGUCGCAAAAACACCACACUUUGUUUUACACUUCCUCGGGCAUAUCAACACACCAACAGACAAGAAUUGUUUCGCUCGACCUGAAAAAAUAACAACCCCUCCUCCCUAUCACAUCCACGAGGCGGGACAGUGAAGCAGCAGCCCAGCAUGCUGCGCCAACCGCUUACCGUCCUCUCCAUCACGGCCGAGGACAUCGCCGACUACGAAGACCGCGCCGCCGAGAGGGACCGAAUGCGCAAUCUCGCCACGCUGCAGUCUGCCCAAGCGCGCGCGCGUCGUGAGGCCAUGGCCCAGUCCCGCGCCGCCGCCCUCAAUACUCCCGCCGGAAGCAGCGCAUUCGGCAGCAUCCAGCGCCGCCGCGUCCUCGAGCACAACCACCCCGCUGCCACCGUCUCCUCCUCGGACGACAUGGACGCGUCCGCCUACUACCUUGCUGCCCAGGCUGCUGCGGGAGCGGGAGGCGAAGGCGCCGCGAGCUCUCCGCCCGAAGCCGGGCUGUACGGGGCCUCGGACUCUGACGAAGAGGAGGAAGAAAAAGAAGAGGAGGAAGAAGAAGAAGAGGAGGAGGAGGAAGACCAGUCUGAAGAGGACGACGGCGACGGCAUGGACGUCGACGAGGGGAUUCCGCCAGCGCAUUCCACAGCAGCAGCAGCCGCAUCUUCAGGGCCGUCGCGGUCCAACCACCACCGGACGACUCCUGCCGCGCCCACACGCACCACAGCAGCACCAGCGCCUGCCACCGCGCGCAACCGCAUCGUGACGCCCAUGGGGCAGAUCCAGACGGCGCAGCAGCAGCAGCAGCAGCAUACGACGCCCCUGGCGCGCGACGCGGCGCGGCACGCACAGAACAUCCCGCUGACGGCCGCGCAGCAGCGGCGCGUCGACGAGCAAGACGCCCGCGAGCAGCUGCAGCAGCAGGGCCAGCAGCGGUUCCGCCGAGCAGCACCAGGUGCAGGCGCGGGAGGAGGAGGAGGAGCGGCGGCCGGCUUGGGCACAGCGUCUUCGGCGCGCGUGCUCAACAACGCGUCCGCCGCCGCGCGCAACCUGCCCGCCGUGACGCCCGAGGCCCGCACCACCCAGCAGCGCUCUCGCGACGAGCGCAUCGGCCUCGCGGCGCCGCGGCGCCGUCCACCGCAGGCCUAGGCUGGGCAGGUCAUGGCAUGUGUCCAUAUAUAUGUCUUUCUCUCUUUGCAGGAGAGUGAGUAAGUGUAUACCUUGGCUACGCGUCGGUAACGACACAUCUCUGCGAUUGCAUUGCUUUUGCAGGCUACCACUGCCAUAGGGACCUGGACCGUUAUCUGUUUGCACAUAAUGGGGACUACCGAAGCACAUACAUCUAGCCUAGUCUAUCUUCCUUUCCGUUUAGCUGUCGGUUCUGGGUUGAAUAUGGAGCGUGAACGGCCAGCUGAGGGGCGGCUCUACGUAUACCUCCUUGAUCUCGGGGCUGGUGUGGUCUUGAUAUCUCAUAGACAGAUGAAUGAAUGAUUGACUACAGGAUCACGGGGAGGAUACACAGAGAGACAUGAGUCUUGUUGAUUCCUAUUACGGCCCCCCCCCC
Lasiosphaeria miniovina is the source of this 1614-nucleotide messenger RNA. RefSeq lists its product as uncharacterized. Gene Ontology annotation, biological process: anaphase-promoting complex-dependent catabolic process. The record is from RefSeq and is a predicted model, not a curated record. The transcript has a single exon. Bases 204 to 1199 code for a protein of 331 amino acids. Gene Ontology annotation, cellular component: anaphase-promoting complex. NCBI's taxonomy places the organism in Eukaryota, Fungi, Ascomycota, Sordariomycetes, Sordariales, Lasiosphaeriaceae.